AUGCCGACCUUCAACCCCUUCUCUUCCGUCACCGGACGUAAUAGCUAUAGCCUAUUUGACAUUCGGCUUGACGAGGACUUCAUCGUCUUUCGUGGCAACGAUCAUGAAUCUGCUGGCCAGCUUCUCAAGGGCGUCGUCGUCCUCUGUCUAUCGCAGCCCCUGCGCAUGGAAGAUAUACACCUGCGCUUGACAGGGACGCAUCGUGUCUCCUGGGCCGAUCCGCGAUCUAGCACGCCCGCCGUUGCCGGCCAAAAGGUCGACAAGACGACCGUGAUUCUCGAUCACCGAUGGUCUCCUUUUGUUGGUACUCACGGAAAGAGUAUGACGCUACCUGCUGGCAACUACGAAUACCCCUUCGACUUUACGCUCCCCGGCGACACGUCAGAAAGCGUCGAAGGUAUCCCCGAGGCAUCCAUUACCUACCGACUCAAGGCUACCGUCAGCCGCGGCAAGCUUGCCUACGACUUACACGCCUACAAGCAUCUUCGCAUCAUCCGCACCCUCGAGGCCGGUGCCCUCGAAUUUCUCCAUGCCAUGAGUGUGGAAAACAUUUGGCCCAACAAGCUGGAAUACUCGAUUGUCAUACCCCAAAAGGCCGUCGUCUUUGGCGGUGUCGUCGAUAUGGAAAUGCGAUUCACGCCACUACUCAAAGGCCUCGAGCUGGGCGAGGUGACAGCCAAGAUGAUUGAGACGCGCGAGUGUGUCAUUCAGGGCUCUACAGGCAUCAACAUUCGCGAACACAAAACCGAGCGUGACGUCGCGACCUGGAAGUUUGAGGUGACACGCGAGGAUCAUUGGCACGACAUGAUUGAGGAGACUGGACAGGAGGGUUGGGCCCUCACUAAGCAGCUGAGCCUUCCCAAGAAACUGCGCCAGUGCAUCCAGGACAUCAACCAUCACGGUAUCAAGGUGCGCCACAAGAUUAAGCUCACUGUGGCUCUCAAGAAUCCCGACGGCCAUAUCUCGGAACUCCGUGCCACGCUUCCCGUUUCCAUAUUUAUUUCUCCCAACAUCCCCUUUGAUGAGCAGGGUAAUAUGGUUAGCCAAGCUCCUGGAGAGGCCGGUGUGAGUCAGCAGCCAGCUGGCGCUGCUCCGCCCGGCUAUGGUGAGCAUAUUCUUGACCAGCUUUACGAAGAUAUGGACACGAGUGGCUUCCAAACGCCGGGUGUACAGUCAGGCGUCAGCAGUCCGUUUUAUGCGCAAUCACGCAGCGGCUCGACCGAAAACCUGUACGGCGUGGGGCACAUGUCUCCCAUCGCCCCCGCGGCGCUGUCCUCACGACUGGCGGAUGUCUCCCUGGACCCCUCGCAGCGCAGCGUAUCGUAUUACUCUCUCAACUCCCUCUCGGGGCGCGUGUCUCCCAACCACGGCACCGGUAAUAGCACCGGCUCGGCGGCCCGAUCGGAACCCCCGUCGUCCAACAACCUGACACGACACAAUAGCGAAGAGGAGGGUUCCGAUCGGGCCUCGACCGAGCACGCUCAGUUGGACCCUGGGGAGUUUGCUGAGCUCAAUCGCGUACCAAGCUAUGCUACAGCGGUGCGGACACCGGCCCGCUCGCGCGUACAGGCGGCGGGAGGGCCGCUUCCCGACUACCAGACAGCGCUCAGCGCCCCUUGCACGCCGCCAGCGACAGAGGGCGGUCAUGAGAUUCUGUCGCCUAUUGCCGAGCGUACUACAGAGGAGUACAACACGAGGCGCCCAGAAAUGUCGCGAAGCGCUUCAAGGCGCACCCACAGCGCCGUGCCGCUUUCUGCGUAG
Molecule: messenger RNA, 1761 nt
Organism: Cordyceps fumosorosea ARSEF 2679
Lineage: Eukaryota; Fungi; Ascomycota; Sordariomycetes; Hypocreales; Cordycipitaceae
Product: Arrestin-lik
Exons: 3
Coding region: 1-1761 (586 amino acids)
Biological process (GO): ubiquitin-dependent endocytosis
Cellular component (GO): cytosol; cytoplasm; plasma membrane
Molecular function (GO): protein-macromolecule adaptor activity; ubiquitin protein ligase binding
Source: RefSeq, a predicted model, not a curated record